GUUUCGAUAAAACUCAAUCGGCAUUGCGUCUAACUUUCCUUUCGGGUUUGCAAGUUUCCGUGAGAAAUUACCACCCCUGCGCGGGAUUCCAAUGAAUUUGGGAGAUGGGAAGUAAAAUGGAUAAUCCUGGACCGCAGGCAGCUGAAGAAUUGGAUCUAGCCCAGUGGCGUGUUCCAGUUUCCCUGCUGGAGCCCCAACUCUAGCAGCCCAGAGCGGAACGCGAGCAAAGGUGGGCAGCUCCAGGCCGCUGGUCCCCUCACUUCCAAGACAACCUGUUGCGCCUUCUAUCUCCUCCCCUCCCCGCGGUUUCCCCGCCUCGGCCCCUAGGAGCUGAUUGGCAGAAAUCACGACCCAACCCUCGACUGGGGGCCUCCUCUCGGGACCGACGAUUGGCCUCCUGGGAGGACUGGAGUAAGGGGGUGCGAGGGGAGGGCUUUCCCUCAAAGUCCAGGGUCCCGGGACCUGGGAAGAAGGAGCGAAGGGACUCAGUUCUCCGCGCGACAGAACCGCGAGCGGCGGAGCCCGACGGGCCGGGAGGGCUUAGCCUCCGCUGCAGCUCCAGCCCGGACCGCGCCGCGCAGCUCCCCCAUCCUCUGGCCCAGCCUCGGCUGCAGCAGGUCCCCGCAGGCAGCGUGCGGCGUUCCUGGCACUUUUCGGAGGAGUUUCUCGCUCUCUUCCCGAGGACUGACUGCGCGCGCUCAGGCUGACUUGUCCGAGCCCUAACACCCGGAUCAUGCACGCAGCCGAGACCCCUGGGAUCUCCUCCCGCGCGCUCUACGCAGCCAACCCCACCAGUUUUCAGCUGAUGCCUCCGCCGCCGCCCCGGCUGCUGCUGGUGCUGCUGAUUCUCCUGUCACUGGUAAGCUGCGUCCCCGCACAGCACCCGGCCCCCGGCCUGGCAUUGCUAUCCCCUGAUCUCGCGGGGGUUGCAGGGGUCCCCGCCGAGGAGACCAUAGUGCUGGUGAACCGUGGGCUCCGCGUACCCUUCGGCCGUGAGGUCUGGCUGGAUCCACUGCACGACCUGGUGCUGCAGGUGCAGCCGGGGGACCGCUGCGCGGUGACCGUGCUAGACAACGAUGCGCUGGCCCAGCGGCCCGGCCGCCUGAGUCCCAAGCGCUUCCCGUGCGACUUCGGCCCUGGAGAGGUGCGCUACUCGCACCUGGGCGCGCGCAGCCCGUCGCGGGAUCGCGUCCGGCUGCAGCUGCGCUAUGACGCGCCCGGAGGGGCGGCAGUGCUACCCUUGGUGCUGGAGGUGGAGGUGGUCUUCACCCAGCUGGAGGUUGUGACUCGGAACUUGCCCCUGGUCGUGGAGGAGCUGCUGGGAACCAGCAAUGCCCUGGAUGCGCGGAGCCUGGAGUUCGCCUACCAGGCCGAGACGGAGGAGUGUCGCGUGGGCAUCCUGUCGAGCUUGGGCGCGCUGCCUCGCUAUGGGGAACUCCUCCAUUACCCACAGGUCCCGGCACGAGCCAGCGAGGGGGGCGCCCAGGAGCCUCUCCUGAUGGCCUGCAAAGCUUUCCAGGAGCUAGGCGUGCGCUACCGCCACACAGCCCCCAGCCGUUCACCAAACAGGGACUGGGUGCCCAUGGUGGUGGAGUUGCGCUCACGAGGAUCUCCUGUGGGCACCCCUGCUUUGAAACGUGAGCACUUCCAGGUGCUGGUGAGAAUUCGAGGAGGGGCCGAGAACACCGCACCCAAGCCCAGUUUUGUGGCCAUGAUGAUGAUGGAGGUGGACCAGUUCGUACUGACCGCCCUGACCCCAGAUAUGCUGGCAGCUGAGGACGCUGAGUCUACCUCUGACCUGUUGAUCUUCAAUCUCACCUCUCCGUUCCAGCCUGGUCAGGGCUACUUGGUGAGCACUGAUGAUCGCAGCCUGCCCCUCUCUUCCUUCACUCAGAGGGAUCUGCGCCUCCUGAAAAUUGCCUACCAGCCCCCCUCUGAGGACUCCGACCAGGAGCGUCUCUUUGAGCUGGAGCUGGAGGUAGUGGACCCAGAAGGAGCAGCCUCAGAUCCUUUUGCCUUCAUGGUAGUGGUGAAGCCCAUGAACACACUGGCUCCGGUGGUCACCCGGAAUACUGGUCUCAUUCUCUAUGAGGGCCAGUCUCGGCCCCUCACAGGCCCUGCAGGAAGUGGACCACAAAACUUAGUCAUCAGCGAUGAGGACGACCUAGAGGCAGUGCAGCUGGAGGUGGUGGCUGGGCUACAGCAUGGUCACCUUGUCUUUCUGGGUGCCUCCAGUGGCAGCUCCGCUCCUAAGACCUUUACAGUAGCUGAGCUAGCAGCUGGCCAGGUGGUCUACCAUCACGAUGACAAAGAUGGCUCAUUGAGUGACAACCUCGUGCUUCGAAUGGUGGACGGAGAUCGCAGGCACCAGGUGCAGUUCCUGUUUCCUAUCACCUUGGUGCCUGUGGAUGACCAGCCGCCAGUCCUCAAUGCCAACACGGGGCUGACACUGGCAGAGGGUGAAACAGUGCCCAUCCUGCCCCUCACUCUAAGUGCGACUGACAUGGACUCAGAUGACUCUCUACUGCUUUUUGUGCUGGAGUCGCCCUCCUCAACUACGGGGCAUCUGCUUCUCCGCCAAGUCCAUCCUCCCCGUGAGGAGGAGGAGCUUAUCAGGGGCCCUUGGAGGAAACAGGGAGAAUUCUAUGAGAAAACAGUGACAGAGUGGCGGCAGCAGGACAUAGUGGAGGGGAGGCUGUUCUACAGGCACUCUGGGCCCCAUAGUCCUGGCCCAGUGAUGGACCAGUUCACAUUUCGAGUCCAGGAUAACCAUGACCCCCCUAAUCAGUCUGAGCUACAGAGGUUUGUGAUUCGCAUUCAUCCGGUGGAUCGCCUCCCUCCAGAGUUGGGCAGCGGCUGUCCCCUUCGGAUGGUGGUACAGGAAUCCCAGCUCACACCGUUGAGGAAGAAGUGGCUGCGCUACACUGACCUGGACACAGAUGACCGAGAACUACGUUACACGGUGACUCAGCCCCCAAUGGACACAGAUGAAAACCACUCACCAGCCCCAUUGGGCACCUUGGUCCUGACUGACAACCCUUCAGUUGCGGUAGCCCAUUUUACACAAGCCCAGAUCAACCACCAUAAAAUUGCUUACAGACCUCCAGAUCAAGAACUAGGAGUGGCAGCCCGAGUGGCCCAGUUCCAAUUCCAGGUAGAGGACCGAGCUGGGAAUGUGGCUUCAGGCACCUUCACCCUUUACUUGCAGCCAGUGGACAACCAGCCACCUGAGAUUCUCAACACUGGCUUCACUGUUCGGGAGAAGGGCCACCAUAUCCUGAGUGAGACUGAGUUGCAUGUGAAUGAUGUAGACACUGAUGUAGCCCACAUCUCUUUCACUCUCACACAGGUACCCAAACAUGGCCACAUGAGGGUGUCUGGGCAAAUACUGCAUGUAGGUGGGAUUUUCCACUUGGAGGACAUAAAACGGGGUAGGAUUUCCUAUGCCCAUAGUGGGGAUGAGUCUCUGACUGAUAGCUGCUCCUUGGAGGUCAGCGACAGACACCAUGUGGUGCCCAUCACUCUCAGGGUGAAUGUCCGGCCAGUGGAUGAUGAGAUGCCCAUGCAGCGCCUUCCUGCUGGUACUCUAGGGUCAUAUCUAGAUGUUUUAGAAAAUGGGGCUACUGAAAUCACUGCCAAUGUCAUCAAGGGGACUGAUGAGGACACUGAUGACUUGAUGUUGACCUUCCUCUUAGAAGAUCCACCCUUAUAUGGAGAAAUCCUGGUCAAUGGAGUUCCAGCAGAGCAGUUUACCCAAAGGGACAUCUUGGAGGGCUCUGUCGUCUAUGCCCACACUAGUGGUGAGAUAGGCCUAUUGCCCAAAGGGGACUCUUUCAACCUGAGUCUGUCGGAUAUGUCUCAAGAAUGGAGAAUAGGUGGUAAUACUAUCCAAGGAGUUACUGUGUGGGUGACCAUCCUCCCUGUCGACAGCCAGGCCCCAGAAAUUUCUCUAGGUGAACGGUUUAUAGUAAUGGAAGGUGAUAAAAGUGUUAUAACUUCAAUGCAUAUAAGUGCUAAAGAUAUUGAUUCCCUAAAUGAUGACAUCUUGUGCAUUAUAGUUAUUCAGCCUACCUCAGGUUAUGUUGAAAACAUUUCUCCAGCCCCGGGCUCUGAAAAAUCAAGAGCGGGAAUUGCCAUAAGUGCCUUCACUCUGAAAGAUCUCAGGCAGGGUCAUAUUAACUAUGUCCAGAGUGUUCACAAAGGGGUGGAACCUGUGGAAGACCGAUUUAUCUUUCGUUGUUCUGAUGGCAUUAAUUUUUCAGAGAGACAUUUUUUCCCCGUUAUAAUCAUUCCUACCAAUGAUGAACAGCCAGAAAUAUUUAUGAGGGAAUUUAUGGUGAUGGAAGGCAUGAGUCUGGUGAUUGAUACACCCAUCCUCAAUGCUGCUGAUGCUGACAUUCCUCCAGAUGACUUAACUUUCACUAUUACCCAAUUUCCUACUCAUGGUCACAUCAUGAACCAGCUGAUAAAUGGAACAGUUUUGGUUGAAAGCUUCACCUUGGACCAGAUCAUAGAGAGUUCCAGCAUUAUUUACGAGCAUGACGACUCUGAGACCCAGGAAGACAGUUUUAUGAUUAAACUAACAGAUGGUAAGCACUCUGUGGAAAAGAUGGUCCUCAUUAUUGUUAUCCCUGUUGAUGAUGAGACCCCCAGAAUGACCAUCAAUAAUGGACUAGAAAUAGAAAUUGGGGAAACCAAAAUUAUCAACAACAAAAUAUUAAUGGCAAGUGAUUUAGAUUCUGAAGACAAAUCCCUGGUUUAUAUUAUUCGUUAUGGGCCAGGACAUGGCUUAUUACAGAGACAAAAGCUUACAGGUGCCUUUGAAAAUAUCACACUGGGCAUGAAUUUUACCCAGGAUGAAGUGGACAGAAACUUAAUUCAGUAUGCCCAUUUUGGGCAAGAGGGCAUUCGAGACCUAAUUAAAUUUGAUGUGACUGAUGGAAUAAAUGCCCUCAUAGAUCGCUACUUUUAUGUAUCUGUUGGGAGCAUUGACAUUGUCUUCCCUGAUGUGAUAAGUAAGGGAGUGUCCUUGAAAGAAGGUGGUAAAGUCACCCUCACAACAGACCUACUAAGCACUAGUGAUUUGAACAGUCCUGAUGAAAACUUAGUUUUUACCAUCACCAGGGCUCCCGUGAGAGGUCACUUAGAAUGCACAGAUCAACUCGGAGUGUCCAUCACAUCUUUCACUCAGCUCCAACUGGCUGGCAACAAAAUCUACUACAUCCACACAGCUGAAGAUGAGGUCAAGAUGGACAGUUUUGAGUUUCAAGUCACCGAUGGACGAAACCCUGUCUUCCGGACAUUCCGUAUCUCCAUUAGUGAUGUGGACAACAAAAAGCCAGUGGUCACCAUCCAUAACCUGGUUGUCAGCGAAGGUGAAAACAAGCUGAUCACUCCCUUUGAACUCACUGUCGAAGACAGAGAUACUCCUGACAAAUUCCUGAAAUUCACUGUCACCCAGGUGCCUGUUCACGGUCAACUGCUAUUCAACAACACCAGACCUGCCGUGGUUUUUACCAAGCAAGACUUGAAUGAAAACUUAAUCAGCUACAGACAUGAUGGCACUGAGUCAAGUGAAGACAGCUUCUCCUUCACAGUGACUGAUGGUUCCCAUACAGAGUUCUAUGUUUUUCCUGACACAGUAUUUGAAACAAGAAGACCCCAAAUGAUGAAGAUCCAGGUCUUAGCUGUUGACAAUAGUGUCCCCCAAAUUGCAGUGAACAAAGGGGCCUCUACACUUCGUACUCUGGUCACUGGCCACUUGGGGUUCAUGAUCACAAGCAAAAUAUUGAAAGUGGAGGACAGAGACAGCUUACGUUUUUCUCUUAGGUUUAUUGUGACAGAGGCCCCUCAACAUGGAUACCUCAUCAACCUGGGCAAAGGCAACCACAGUGUCACUCAGUUUACACAAGCUGACAUUGAUGACAUGAAAAUAUGCUAUGUUUUAAGAGAAGGGGCUAAUGCCACCAGCGAUGUGUUCCAUUUUACGGUUGAAGAUGGUGGUGGAAACAAGUUAACCAAGCAGCAUUUUCGUCUGAAUUGGGCAUGGAUCUCCAUUGAAAAGGAAUAUUACCUGAUCAACGAGGACUCCAAAUUUCUAGAUGUCGUUCUGAAACGUAGAGGCUACUUGGGAGAGACUUCAUUUAUAAGUAUUGGCACAAGAGAUGGGACUGCAGAAAAAGACAAAGACUUCAAGGGCAAAGCACAGAAACAAGUACAGUUCAACCCAGGCCAGACCAGGGCCACAUGGAGAGUAAGGAUCAUGAGUGACGGGGAGCAUGAGCAGUCUGAGACCUUCCAGGUGGUUCUCUCAGAGCCUGUGCUGGCUGCCCUGGAAUUCCCUGCAGUGACUACAGUGGAGAUCGUUGACCCAGGAGAUGAAUCAACUGUAUUUAUUCCCCAGUCUGAAUACUCCAUUGAAGAAGAUGUUGGUGAACUGUUCAUUCCCAUCAGGAGGAGUGGAGACGUGAGCCAGGAGUUGAUGGUGAUCUGUUAUACGCAACAAGGAACAGCGAGUGGAACUGUGCCAACAUCUGUGCUGUCCUAUUCUGAUUACAUAUCCAGGCCUGAGGACCACACCAGUGUUGUCCGCUUUGACAAAGAUGAGCGGGAGAAAAUGUGCCGGGUUGUUGUUAUUGACGACUCCUUGUAUGAAGAGGAGGAGACAUUCCAUGUCCUUCUGAGCAUGCCUAUGGGUGGGAGAAUUGGAUCCCAGUUCCCAGGAGCUCGGGUUACAAUCGUCCCUGACAAAGACGAUGAACCAGUCUUCUACUUUGGUGAUGUCGAGUACUCUGUGGAUGAGAGUGCCGGCUAUGUGGAAGUGCGGGUAUGGAGAACGGGCACUGACCUGUCCAGGUCUUCCAGUGUAACCGUGAGAUCUCGGAAAACAGAUCCUCCCUCUGCCGAUGCUGGAACAGACUAUGUGGGAAUCAGUCGUAAUUUAGAUUUUGCACCUGGAGUCAACAUGCAGACUGUUCGUGUUACCAUUCUGGAUGAUCUUGGACAACCAGUGCUGGAAGGAAUUGAGAAAUUUGAACUGGUGCUUCGUAUGCCAAUGAAUGCUGCCCUCGGCGAGCCCUGCAAAGCCACAGUGUCCAUAAAUGAUUCCAUCUCAGAUUUGCCUAAGAUGCAAUUCAAAGAACGAGUAUAUACUGGAAAUGAAAAUGAUGGGCAGAUAGUUGCAGUGAUCCACAGGAGUGGAGAUAUCCAGUACAGGUCUUCAGUGAGAUGCUAUACACGGCAGGGGUCUGCACAAGUGAUGAUGGACUUUGAAGAACGCCCAAAUACUGAGAUCUCCAUCAUCACAUUCCUCCCUGGUGAGACGGAAAAGCCUUGUAUCCUUGAGCUGCUGGAGGAUGUACUGUAUGAGGAGGUAGAGGAGCUCCGCCUGGUUCUCGGCACUCCACAAAGCAACUCUCCCUUUGGGGCUACAGUUGGUGAACAAAAUGAAACUCUGAUAAGGAUCCGAGAUGAUGCUGAUAAGACAAUUAUUAAAUUUGGAGAAACCAAAUUUAGCGUCAGUGAACCCAGAGAACCAGGACAGUCGGUGGUUAUAAAAAUUCCCGUGAUUCGCCAAGGAGACACCUCAAAGGUUUCCAUCGUGAGAGUCCACACCAAGGAUGGCUCAGCUACUUCUGGAGAAGACUAUCACCCUGUGUCGGAAGAAAUUGAAUUUAAGGAGGGAGAAACCCAGCACGUUGUUGAAAUUGAAGUAAUCUUUGAUGGGAUAAGAGAGAUGAGAGAGUCCUUCACUGUUCACCUAAAACCCGAUGAAAAUAUGAUAGCAGAGACGCAGAUGACCAAAGCCAUUGUGUAUAUAGAAGAAAUGAACAGCAUGGCAGAUGUCACUUUUCCUUCUGUCCCUCAAAUUGUGUCCUUACUGAUGUAUGAUGACACUUCCAGAGCUAAAGAGAGUGCUGGACCUGUGUCUGGCUAUCCUGUCGUCUGUAUCACAGCUUGCAACCCUAAAUAUUCAGACUAUGACAAAACAGGCUCUAUUUGUGCAAGUGAGAACAUCAAUGACACAUUGACGCGGUACCGAUGGCUGAUUAGUGCACCCGCUGGCCCUGAUGGUGUGACCAGCCCCAUGAGAGAAGUGGACUUUGACACCUUUUUUACGUCAUCCAAGAUGAUCACUUUAGACUCCAUAUACUUUCAGCCUGGCUCCAGGGUGCAGUGUGUGGCUCGUGCCGUGAAUGCCAAUGGCAAUGAGGGCCUGGAGCUGAUGAGUCCUAUUGUAACCAUUGGCAAAGAAGAAGGUCUUUGUCAGCCCCGGGUGCCAGGGAUAGUGGGAGCAGAGCCAUUCUCAGCUAAAUUGCGCUACACGGGCCCCGAGGACCCAGACUACGCAAACCUUAUCAAGCUCACUGUCACGAUGCCACACAUAGACGGCAUGCUCCCUGUGAUCUCCACCAAAGAGCUUUCCAACUUUGAGCUCACCCUCAGUCCGGAUGGCACGAGGGUUGGAAACCACAAGUGCUCCAACCUCCUGGAUUAUACUGAAGUGAAGACCCACCACGGUUUCUUGACUGAUGCUACAAAAAAUCCAGAAAUAGUUGGAGAGAUGUAUCCUUACCAGUACAGCUCAUCUAUCAGAGGUUCCAAUACCUUACGCUUCUACCGAAACCUGAACUUAGAGGCCUGCUUAUGGGAGUUUGUUAGCUACUAUGACAUGUCGGAACUUCUUACUGACUGUGGAGGCACCAUUGGAACAGAUGGGCAGGUCCUAAAUUUAGUGCAGUCCUAUGUGACUCUUCGAGUCCCUCUGUACGUUUCCUACGUGUUCCAUUCCCCCGUUGGGGUAGGAGGCUGGCAGCAUUUUGACUUGAAGUCAGAGCUGCGUCUCACGUUUGUGUAUGACACUGCCAUCUUGUGGAAUGAUGGAAUUGGCAGCCCACCGGAAGCCGAACUCCAAGGUUCUCUCUAUCCAACCAGCAUGCGCAUCGGGGAAGAAGGGCGCUUAGUCGUGAACUUCAAGACGGAGGCUCAAUUCCAUGGCUUGUUUGUGCUCUCACAUCCCGCAUCCUUCACAAGCUCAAUGAUCAUGUCAGCUGAUCAUCCAGGCCUGACGUUUUCCCUGCGCCUCAUAAGGAGUGAACCAACCUAUAACCAGCCAGUCCAGCAGUGGAGCUUUGUGUCUGACUUGGCAGUGCGUGACUACUCAGGAACCUACACUGUAAAACUGCUGCCAUGCACCACUCCAUCACAUCAGGAGUACCGCCUGCCAGUCAUCUGCAACCCCAGAGAGCCUGUCACCUUUGACCUUGACAUCCGAUUCCAACAGGUCAGUGAUCCAGUGGCAGCUGAGUUUAGCUUGAACACCCAAAUGUACCUACUCGCCAAGAAGAGUCUCUGGUUGUCUGAUGGAUCCAUGGGAUUUGGGCAAGAGAGUGAUGUUGCUUUUGCAGAAGGUGAUAUAAUUUAUGGUCGUGUCAUGGUAGAUCCUGUCCAGAAUCUAGGUGCUUCCUUUUACUGCAGCAUUGAGAAGGUGUUCCUGUGCACCGGAGCUGACGGCUACGUUCCCAAGUAUAGUCCAACAAAUGCAGAAUAUGGCUGCUUAGCUGAUUCUCCUUCUCUCUUAUAUAGAUUUAAAAUUGUGGACAAAGCUCAGCCAGAGACACAAGCCACCAGUUUUGGAAACAUCUUGUUUAAUGCCAAACUGGCAGUGGAUGACCCUGAAGCUCUUCUUUUAGUGAACCAGCCUGGAUCUGAUGGAUUUAAAGUCGACUCAACACCUCUCUUUCAGGUUGCUCUGGGCCGAGAAUGGUACAUACACACCAUCUACACAGUGAGGUCAAAAGACAACGCCAAUCGAGGCAUUGGUAAAAGAAGUGUGGAGGACCAGUACCACUCUCUGGUGGGUCAAGGGAAGCCCCAGGCAAAUACCAAGAACCGGAAGAGGAGGGAGAUGCGGAGCACACCCCCUCUGGUGUGGGAAAUUGGUGCUGAAAACAACCGAGGAACAAACAUCCAGCACAUUGCCCUGGACCGCACCAAGAGGAAGCAGAUCCCCCAAGGGCGCGUUCCUCCUGACGGCAUUCUCCCCCGGGAGCUCAACAGUCCCAGCUCUGAGGUCAGCCUGGUCAUGAUUGUGGGGGGCAUCGCCGUGGGAUUACUCACCCUCUGCCUCACUGCCAUUCCAGUGAUGAUGUGCAAGAGCAAGAAGAGCACCAGGAGGAAGGAUGCUCCGAAGGGCUUAGGCAGCAGCAGGCCCAUGAUGCCCCCACAGAGCCACCACAGCGACAGCUCAGAGGUUUGAUGACUGCAAGUGGAAUUAAACCUUUUCCUCGAGUGCGUCAGAAAAGACAACAGAAUCCCAAAUGCUUCUUGUAAAUGGCAUAAAAUUGGAGACUUCUGUGAUGAAGCUGCUCAGAGGAACUGACUGUACUAAUGAACUUUGAUUUGAAUUCUGUCUACUCUUUCAUGCAUCAAAAGACAAAUUCAGGCCGCAGACCAUAUCCUUCCUCUUGCCCAGAAGGCAACAACAAUGUAUUCACACAUACACAGAGCCAUAGAUGGACGAUGAGGAAUGUAUUUCUCAUUUUAGGCAUUUUCUCUACACAGUGGAGAUGAACCUAUUCAAAGGUGCUAACAAGACUCUCAGAAGUUUUAAGAGUAGUCUAUUGUUGCUAUAUUAGUAUGAACGUUGAAGGUGCAAUUGUCACAUUGUUUAUUCAUUGUAUAACGGUUUGUUACUAGAAAGAUUUUAAUUGGUAGUCUGGAAGAAUGAUAAACACACUGUUUAUGACAAGUUUUCUAAUUGGCGAAGACGGCACAGAAUUAUGACCAGGGGUAGCUCAACCCACAAAUUACCUUUUCUACUACUUGGGAGGGAGCGGAAGAAAGAUAGAGGGAAAGUAACUCACUAACUUGGGUUUGAAUUGUUUCUCAUCCUCUGCAGACCCUCCUUGUUUUAUUUGCGUAUUUAAUUUUAAAUUAAACCAAAGAAUAUGCUAAGUCUGGAACAGAUUGAUGAGGCAAGACUGCUCUAUUUUGGUAUACAGUGAGAAAUAGCAGAGUUCUUGCAUGAUAAUAUAUGUUAUUGGUGCUCAACAUUUGUAGGAAAUGAGAGGGUUGGUGACACUUUGAUGAUGAAGAAAUGCCAUAGAGUUAGAUUUACAUUUACAAGACAACGUUCUCUAAGAACUGAGCCUAGAUGUUUGCAGUAUUGAACUCAUAAAUGAUAAUGAGAAACAUCAUUACAGAUGGUAGAGAGAGAAAGUGGUAUUUAUUAAUAUAAUAUGUUUAACCAAAGUGCCUCUUAUACAUACUUUAUAGAAUAAAAGAACAUUGUAACAGAUGAUACAUGAGGUUAAUCCUCAGAGUAGCAUAAUCACACAACAAUGUCCAGAACUUAAAUUGGCCAUUGGAGAUUUCAUUAGCUUUCUAAUAGACAUCUGGUCCAAACCAUGGGAAUCUCUGCAACUGUCAUUCCAGUGAUAGUCUUGGAGGUGGCCAGCGUCACUGAUCAUAUUCUUCUUUGAUCAAAGCAGAAAACAUCAGUCUCGGGCAUCUCCAGUUCAGUGAACUGAUGCAGUGAGGUCCAUCUCAGUAUCUAAAAAUAUAAUUUGUAGCACUGCCUACAGUGUUAAAAAACAAGGAACUUGAGUGAGGUUGCUCAGCAAACCUCCUAUUGCCUUUCUGAGAAAUGUGCUUUCACCAAAUGGCAGAAAUUUCGGUUCAAAAGGGAAAACGUCAGUAGUUUAAUGAGCAGUCUUCCCAAAGCUAGUAAAUGUAUUUCAAACAAGACUAAGGUCAGGAGAAAAAGAAUCAUACCUAAAGAGUAACCCUCAAGUGCUGCCCAGGAUCCCCUUUCACUUUUAGUCAUAAUCUGACCAAGCUGGACAUCCCGAUGGAAUGGAGAUUUCUAGAAGGCCAACAUCUCCUCAGGUCAUACAGGCACAUCUUAUCUGGUGUUUGUGAGCACCAACCAUUUCUUGAUUGAAAAAAGGAAGCUACACUGGUGCUGAGAGAGAGUUGAAAAGUGUCUAAUACUUGCCUCUCUUCUUUGGGGCAGCUCUGCACGUAACCUUCAAAGUUUUCUAAAGAACAGAGUAGACUGUAGUCUCCUUCCAUUGGGGAAUUUACAAAUGUCACCUGCAACUCAAAUGUCCCCCAAAGAACUUACAGAAAUGGAAAAUACUGUAUAGCCCAGGAGUUCAUGUGUCAAAUAUUUAUUAUUAAUAUCAAAUAUUAAUACUUUCUUAAUUAUCCCCUUUUCUUUUGCUUUGCCUUCUGGCAGAUGCUUAGGUACUUCUUUAGCUACCUCAUCACUUGUUUUAAAGAAUGAGCAGGAGUUAAGCAGCUUCAAAUAGUGCAUGGACUUUUUACUACUUAGCAAUGGGUUCAACAUACCUAGACUGUUAGAGCAAGUACUCUCAAUCUACUUUGUUACUCUAGUAUUUAAGAUGCUUCGGAGCCUGACUAUCAUGCAGUCUUGAGGAUAUCUGUCACUGAAUAUAGUAGUCAGUGAAGCAUCAUUAAAACAAGUCUGUUUUGAGCCUUUGGGCCAGGCUGGUUUUAUACCCAAUUUCACUCUACAAUGAGUUGUUCUAAUGAGACUUCUAAGUAUAAAUUGGAGAACUUAGAGAACAUGUCUGUUCUUUCCUACUGAAGAAAAAUCUCUCCCUCUCUACCCAUCUCCUUUUCUCUUUCUCUCCUCUCUCUCUCUUCUUCCUUCCCUUCCUCCCCUUGAAAAAGAGUCUGUGGGAAAUAGGCAGAUACAGCUUUCUUAAGUAUAGAGUACUUGGAUUUCUGCAUCAUUUUCUUAAUAUCUAUUUACUUAAUAUGUGAUUUAAUAUACAUUAAUAAUAAAAAACUCUUUUUAGUAGACAAAAGAAUCAGACAAAAUGCUUUCUCGUUCAAUACAACAGACCCUUAUUUCAAUAUUUUGUUUUUAGAGAAUUAUUCUGAUACUGUCAGAACAAAUGCAUAAAAUAACUUUCCAUAGAGAACAGGAUGUAAGCAACAAUGUUACAACAGGAUGUAAGUUCCUUAGAUACUCAGCAGCUUCUGACCCCAAUUAAAACAAGGUCUUCUUGAUAUCACAUAGUAAACCCAAAACACAAAAAUAAAUAUUAAGCAUUAGUGGCUCUCCUAGCAUAUGAACCAUGAAGCAUUAGAACACAUCAUUGUGUUUUAAUAAUGGUUGUAUUUAUUCCAGUUCAUUCCCUCAGUUAACAUUUACUGAAUGCUCACCUAGGAUUAGUCACUUUGAAAACUUACUUAGAAACCAAGCUACUCUCCCUGCCCUUGGGCAGAUUAUAAUCAAAUGUGGCUCUUUCUUUGGACUAAAGGGAUCAAGAUUCGCCUUAGGUGGGUUUGGAAGGACAAUUCCAUUAAAUUACUGAUUGGAAAUAUUUUAUAUUAGAUCUGUCAUCAGAAUGAUCCAUAACAUGUGGGGUGUUUUGAGAUGAAAGAGUGAACUCUACUGCUGGUGCUCUGGAGAGAUUUUUAAGUUGUGGUUCACAGAUACGCCUGGUGUGUUCUUGGUCCUGGGGCCAAGACUCACACAGGGAAAGUACAUUGCAGAGAUGUGGGUGGCCCCUGCAUAUUUGUUUCCUCCUAAUGGAAGACAGGAGCACUUUAUUCUAAGAGUGAGAUACAGCACAUGAGCUCUUCUUUCAGUGCUUUAACAUCAUCAGCAACUCGCACAAGCAUCUACAAUGUUUGAACAAUAUGAGAGAAGGUCAACUAGAAUUCUGCUACCAUGCUACUGCAUAGCAUUUGUGAUAAGAAGGACCAACUCUAGGCUCAAUAUGAAGAGAUUUAGUUCUGUAAGCAGCAAAAGAACUGCUUUAUCAUGUUAUCUUAACUGUAAUUCUUCUCCAGGGUGCCAACAUCAAGAUCAACUUUAAAAAUGACAAUGGACCUGUGUGAAAAAUCACAGAGAGCCUUUCCUCAUAAAAAUCAGUGCUAAGGGUUAAAAUAGUCUCUGACUGAGAAAUGUUAAAGUAACAAUAACAGAACAAAACCAGAACAUUUAGAUUUUAAAAGUUGGAAAUUUGAUUUCUGCUACUAUUUUGAAAAUAUCUAUUUAAUAUUGACUUGGAAACCAAUUUAGUCCUUUAAUAGGAAAAAGAAAAAUAUUUAUACGGGUACAAAUUUUUUACAAAUUUGAAAUUUAUAUAAUUGUAUUAAUUUGAAAACAAGCGUGUUAUGAUUCUUUGAAACGCUUUCAUUUUUUCUAGCCAUGAUAGCAAUAAUAAAGGGAUGUCUUCACUAAUCAUGUAGCCUGAAAUGUUCAAUCAGUCCAACUUGCCGAGGCUUAGAAAUGUGUGAUUUGGCAGGAAACUAGAAAUACUACUGUUAUCACACAGACACGCACACAGGCACACACGCAUAUAAUAACAACCAACAUCUCACUUCUAGAAAAAGAUGACCCUAAAAACAUAAUUCUAACUGAAAUGGCCCAUAUGAAGAUUUUCAAGAAGAUAAACAGUGAUCAUUUGUGAAAACAGUAUCGUGGGAGUUUCUCUGACAUUAGUUCAAAGGUUAAUGUGUUUCCUUAAGAUUUUUCCUAGGAUUGAUUCCAGUAUUGCAUGGUAAUAACAUAGAAAUUAUUAUCCAUGGGUUUAAAGUAUCCCUCACUGUCUAUUUCUCCUUGUUUUUAUGUCCUUUGAUGUUAGGAACAAAAGACUUUGAGAUUCGGAUAGUUAUUUUGAUUUUGAUAGGAGAUUUUAAAAUAGAAGUGCAUGGUAUUUUCCUGCAGUUUUUACCGGAAAGAUUACACAGAAAAUUUUUAAAUAGGGAAAGAAAGCUGAUUCUCUCUCUUGAACUAAAGUAGAUAAAACAAAAUACAUUAAUGUGGGACUCUCUUUUGAUUUAAUCUAUUUGGAGAAAAAUCAGAAUAUUGAAUUUGCAAACUGUUAGAUAAUUAUGUUUUCUUCCUUAUCUUUCACGUGCAUUUAUUUCCUUUUCCCUAGUAUUUGUUUGUGUAUGGUUUUUUCAGUAUUGUAUUUUGCUAAAGAAUAACAUCAAAAAAAAGCGUGCUCUAGCAAUGACAUCUACUUUUCUUUUCCUUUCUUUUUUCCUUUCUUUCUUUAAUCGACUAGGGUUAUUCUUUCUCUGAGAUUUGUUUUUCAUUCUUUCAGUAAUGCUUCACUUUUAGUUUUGAAACCAUUACCAUUUUCACUACGUAAUUAGCAUUCUCAUUCAUCUGAAAGCUGGCAAGUGUGCACAGCCUGUGUGCAGUAUCCCUCAUUUAUAUAAUGUUAAGGCUUUUGGAUGAAGGAAAAAAGAACUCCCUGCAAAAAAUCAAAAGCAUCAUAUUGAAGGAUGUGAUGACAAUCUGUGCCUUGAUUUCUCUCAGUGGCAGUUCAACGUUGACAUAAGAUGUAAAAAGAUCUCUUUGGGGAUUUAAUUGAGUACAAAUAAAAGGGUCAAAGAUCACAUAUAUGAAGUUGUUUUGGAUGACUGAAUACUUUGCAAUGAAAUAAAUGGCAAAAAGAAAAUUUGUUAAAAUGUUAACAGCAUUGAAGUGUGUAAAAUUAUAAUUAUCAAAUGCUUUUUACUAUUAGCCAGCUGCCUGCACUGCUGCUUACAUGAUUCCUUAAACACUCUAAGUGAAUUUCUACUACAGAUAUUUACUUUUUCCAAUGUUUGAAUAAUCCUCUCACAUAAGAAUUGUCAGUAUUGUGCCUUAAAAAAGAAGAAAGAAAAAAGAGAAAUGUAAAUUUUUUAAAACAAACAUUAAAGAUGAAGAGCAUUAUAAUAAAAAUCACUUAAAAUAUAGAAAGGCAUUUACCGGUAAGAAUAAAAGAUAAUUUCUGGAGGGGCCAAACUUAAGCACAUUAAAAAAAAAGUACAAAGCAGAGUCUUUCUCUGUGGCUUCAGGAACUCAACUUUUUGGCAAGAUAUUUUUUUAAGCCCCUUUGUCUAUAAAAGAAAACUUUAUCCUGGACAAGGAGUUGUGUGUUUUAUAAUUGUGUUAAAUGCUUGCUUCCUUCUCAAGUGCCCUGUGAAACACUCAGUAAAUUUAUAUUUACCUAGCCACUGAGUGCCAGGUCUGUGUGUAAUGGAAUUAUUUCAGAACUUAAUAAGCCUUGUGAUUUUCCCAGGAGAAUCCUUCAAAAACUAACACGGUCUGGUUUUUUCAUAUAUUUACUAGGAUACUGCAUAUUUGCUGGAUAUCGAAGUUUAUCUCUGGGAAUCCAAUUAUGCAAAUAAUUUGGAGCCAUUCAGUCUUAAAUUCAUGUCUAAAAUAAUUCUUACUACCAUUGUUUUCCUUCAAAAUAUAUCACAUGUUUAAUAAAGCCCAUAUAAUAUAAA
Messenger RNA from Diceros bicornis minor, 16269 nucleotides. It is a transcript of the gene FREM2, whose product is annotated as FRAS1 related extracellular matrix 2. Gene Ontology annotation, cellular component: membrane. The record is from RefSeq and is a predicted model, not a curated record. The coding region runs from base 734 to 10258 and encodes 3174 amino acids. NCBI's taxonomy places the organism in Eukaryota, Metazoa, Chordata, Mammalia, Perissodactyla, Rhinocerotidae. The transcript is spliced from 24 exons. Gene Ontology annotation, biological process: cell communication.